AGUUACAAAUUGAAGUAAUCAUCACUUUCUUUAAUAAAUCUUCCAUUUCCCUCCCCACGAAUUAACAGUUAUUAUUAUGUAACCCAUGACCUUCCAAUUUCAUUUUACGUUUUUCACUCUUCUUCCUAUAAAUUCUAUCGCAGGUUUCCACUCUUCAAUCACAACAUUUUGUUCUAUAUUCUUCAUCUCAAACUCGAAACAAUGGCGGCUUUCGUUUCCGUAACAUUAUUCGUUAGCAUAGUAGUAGUACUAUCAGCUUUUUCGCUUGCGGAAUCCAGACGUUCGGCAGGUUUUUCUGUCAAUCUAAUCCAUCGUGAUUCUCCGGUUUCUCCCCUUUACAACCCGAAAAACACUCGCUUUGAUCGUCUACGGAACUCGUUUCAUCGUUCCAUUUUGCGUGCUAGUCGUUUCAAACCCGCCCUGAUCCAAUCUGAUAUAGUUCCAGGCGGAGGAGAAUACCUGAUGAGAAUAUCAAUUGGAACUCCACCCGUCGAAACGCUCGCAAUUGCCGACACAGGCAGUGAUCUAAUUUGGAUCCAAUGUCAGCCUUGUGAAAUGUGUUACAAUCAGACAUACUCUCCAAUCUUCGAUCCGAGGCAAUCUACGAGUUAUCGGAGUGUAAUCUGCGGGACGAAAUUCUGCAAUGAAUUAGACAGCCAAGCUCGAUCAUGCGACGCCAGAGGAUUUGUCAGAACCUGUGGUUACACUUACUCUUACGGCGAUCAAUCUUUCUCCGACGGACACUUAGCCGUUGAACGACUCGGCCUUGGCUCUCCGGUCCAUUCUCAAAAAAUCGCAUUCGGUUGUGGAACUAAAAAUGGCGGCACAUUCGACGAGUUAGGCUCCGGUAUAAUCGGUCUCGGAGGCGGUUCGAUGUCGCUGAUCAGUCAAUUAGGUACUAAAAUAAGCAGAAAAUUCUCGUACUGUUUAAUUCCAACGUCCGAAAAAUCAAAUUUAAACACAACAAGCAAGAUCAGUUUCGGUACCGACAUUAAAAUAUCAGGUACUGAUGAUAACUUGGUGUCUACUCCACUGGUUCCGAAAAAACCUGACACUUACUAUUACCUAACACUCGAAGCAAUUAGUGUCGGAAACAAAACGUUACCAUACACGAACUUAUGGAACGGAAAUGUGGUGAAUGGCAACAUCAUAAUCGACUCCGGUACGACGUUAACGUUUCUUGAUUCCGAGUUCUUCAGCGAACUCGAACCCGCGAUUGAAGAAGCGGUGAAAGCGGAACGAGUUAGCGAUCCGCAUGGGCAAUUCAGUAUGUGUUUUAGAGAUGAAAAAGAGAUUGAUCUUCCGGUUAUUACUGUUCAUUUUAGUAAUGCGGAUGUGGAAUUGCAGGCGGUGAAUACGUUUGCUAAAGUGGAAGAAGAUUUGGUUUGUUUUACGAUGAUUCCGUCGAAUGAUAUUGCUAUUUUUGGGAAUUUGGCUCAGAUGAAUUUCUUGGUUGGGUAUGAUCUUGAGAAGAAAAGUGUAUCUUUUUUGCCUACGGAUUGUACUAAGCAUUAGUUAUUGAAACUAUAUGCUAAAUAAAUUAGAGUUUUGAUAAUUAAA
Molecule: messenger RNA, 1560 nt
Organism: Mercurialis annua (annual mercury)
Lineage: Eukaryota; Viridiplantae; Streptophyta; Magnoliopsida; Malpighiales; Euphorbiaceae
Product: probable aspartic protease At2g35615
Exons: 1
Coding region: 202-1515 (437 amino acids)
Biological process (GO): proteolysis
Cellular component (GO): extracellular region
Molecular function (GO): aspartic-type endopeptidase activity
Source: RefSeq, a predicted model, not a curated record